This is a messenger RNA of Lecanosticta acicola, 1632 nucleotides long. The record is from the annotation of a GenBank genome assembly. NCBI's taxonomy places the organism in Eukaryota, Fungi, Ascomycota, Dothideomycetes, Mycosphaerellales, Mycosphaerellaceae.
AUGGCAUCUCAAUCGCUCCUUCUCGCCUUGUUGACUGUCCCAGGUGCCCUGGCAUACCCAUGGGUUGCCGAAGUUCCAGGCGUCAACUCCAUGUCGCUCCCAGCUCGCUCUAUCCGCAACCGCCACGUCGAAGCAAGAGACUCCCUACAAUGCCCAAAUAACCCAAACCACGUCCCAGCCGCUCCCAUCACUUCACAAUACCCGUACCUGGGCGCCAUAAACGGCAAGAACGGUACCGGAAAGGGAGGAAUCCUCGUUCCAGCCCCAGGCGAUACCGUUCAUUACUACCAGGAGCCGGGCCCGCUCGAUAUUCGUGGACCGUGCCCUGGAAUCAACACCAUGGCCAACCACGGCUUUUUGGCUCGUGAUGGAAUCACUACUUGUGAGUUGUCGAAGCCUGUACUCGAAGUCCAAUCCCCGGAUUGACCGAAAGACCAGACAAUGAGCUCGUGGACGCGCAGCAGAACGUCUUCAACGUUGGAUAUGACCUUGCCAACCUGCUUGCCAUUGCCGGUGUUGGCUUGGUACGUCCAGUCCACCCUAGAUGACAUCCUGCGACUGCUGACAGCUUGAGCAGGACGGUGAUCUUGUUGGGACCGGGAAGCUGUCCAUUGGUUGUGAUGCAACAUCUCGAACUGCCACGCCUGGCAACGUUCUUGCUGACGAGCUUGGAUUGGACGGGUGAGCGAAGCAAAUCGUGGGAUGCACACUUGUUCAAGACACCUGCUAACCCAUAAUUAGCCACAACCACUUUGAAGGCAUGAGGAUAUCGGUCUGUCGUGAGAUCGAUCUUUAAAGUCGCUGACCAACGAUUAGGCGACACUUCCCUCACCCGCAACGACUACUUCCUUGCAGAGGAGCCAGGCAACAACUACAAGUUCAACGCAACCGUGAGACAUAUCUCAAACCCACUCCCAGUGCUCCCUCACUAAUAUCUCCCCUAGCUCUUCACGGAAAUGAUGUCCUACUGCAACGGCAACUGCGAUCUCCAAGCCCUCGCCCUGUACCGCGAAAAGCGCUACAACGAAUCCGUAGCCCAAAACGGCAACUUCUUCUUCGGCCCCGGCUCCCUUCUCCUCUACGGUGCUGCAAGUUUCCUAUACGAGCUCUUCCCCACCGCCAACGGUACCGCAGACGAGCAGACCAUGAUGUCCUUCUUCGGCGCCAACAAGACCUCCGACGGCGAAUACGUUUUCAACGGCGGAGAGCGAAUCCCACCGAACUGGAGAAGUCGCGUGGAUCCUUACGAUAACAACCAGGUUGGAGGACAGAUUUCGGCGAUGUACCAGCUUCACGUAAGUCUCCGCUUCUAGUCCUCUGAGAAGAUUUUGCUUUAUACUGACGACUUCUUCACAGCCUGUGCCUUUCGGUGGCAACGUUGGACCUGACAACUUCCUUGGUCUCAACUACUCUUCUUACAUCAGCAACGGCAAGCUGAAUGAGCAAACCGGCUCGGACGCCAUGUGUCUGAUCUACCAGACUUUGACUGCGGGUUUCCCAGCCGAGCUCGGCCAGCUCAUUGACAUUCCGGUCGCAGUGCAGAGCGCCAUCGCCAGCGAGCUAGACCCAAUGUUCGCAAACUUUGGAUGCCCAAGGAACCACAACUCCGGCAGCAGUGUUUCGGGCUCUUAA